Volvox carteri f. nagariensis is the source of this 1809-nucleotide messenger RNA. RefSeq lists its product as uncharacterized. The transcript is spliced from 8 exons. The coding region runs from base 1 to 1809 and encodes 602 amino acids. Gene Ontology annotation, molecular function: protein binding. The record is from RefSeq and is a predicted model, not a curated record. NCBI's taxonomy places the organism in Eukaryota, Viridiplantae, Chlorophyta, Chlorophyceae, Chlamydomonadales, Volvocaceae.
AUGUGUCACAGACGUUUGUGGUAUGAUGCCAAGCAGCUGCAACUCCAACGCCACGUGGUCAAGGCCACCGCCAUGGCCCCUCUCUCCUCAUUGCUGGCAGAGGCCUGCGCGAAAAUGAAGCCCCCCUUGGACCACUCUCGUGCUACCCUUCUAUUCAACAAAAAGCCAUUGACCGACCUGUCAUGCCCAUUCCGACUCGCCAACAUUCCCAAUGGCAGCAACCUCAUGCUGCUGUACGAUAAGCCAGCGCCUGCCGGUCCCAGCAGCGUGGCAGCCACAGCUGCCGCAGCUGCUCCGGUCAGUGCCGUCACACCGCCGCAGCCAUCGCCGUCGCCAUCGCCGUCGCCACAGCUGCCAUCCGCAUCCGGUGCAGCGGCGGCAGCGCCAAGUACUGUACUAGCCGCCGACACUCAGCUCCCGACAUCCGUUCAACCUGCACCCGCCGGCGUGAAAGAACCACCAGCAGCAGCAGCAGCAGCAGGAGCAGGAGCAGGAGCACAAUUAGCGCAGCCAGCUCCACCACCGCCCAAAGCGUUACCGCCAGCGCCAGCUGCUGGACCUGCCACUGCGGCUACGGCUGUACCAUCGGGAAUUGCUCCAUUAGCAUCAGCAGUAGCUACCAAGGAUACUGCCGAGUCUGCUGCGUCACCGCCUCCUCAUCCUACCGCGGAUGAUGUGGACAACAUGAGCUCGGCGUCCCCUGCCGCCGCUGCAGCGCGCGGGGCCCCGUCCAGCCAAGGUGCUCCCGGGCUGAUAUUAGAGCCGACGGCGGCACCGGCAGUAGAGGCGGAGCCCAUGGAUGAGGAUACGAACUCGGGUACGGCGGCGGCUGCAGCGGUAGUACCUCCUGGUUGCAAUGGUGCAGGGGGUGACGGCAGCGGCGGGCCUAGCGCUGGUGAUCAACAUGAUGGCACGGGCGACAAGGAUGAGGAUGAAGAUGAGGCCGACCAUUUGGGUCUGGGUCGCCCCUCGGCGUUGUUCAGCCGGGAGGCUCUGGAAGCGGCUCUGGAGGAGAUGGCGGCGGCAAGCAGGUCAGCCGGCGCUUCCAGAGGGGAGGCCUCUAGCGCCAGUGCUGGCGGUGGUGCUGGUGGUGGUGGCGGCGGUGAUGAGGGAGAUGACUUCUACGAGGUAACCCAGGAGGAUCUGGCGGCGAUGAUGAGGUCGAGCCAAGUCAGGAGGAUACAAGAGGAGGCGGGGGGCUUCCGUACUCGAGCCGCCCGAGACGCGGAAGAGCGGGCCAAGGCGGCGUCGUACAGCCACGUGGCCAUUCGGGUGCAUCUGCCGGGGGGCCCUAUACUGCAGUUGAUCUUCGCCGCGACGGAGACGGUGGGCGCGUUGCGCUCCGCCGUCGUGAGUGCGCUGCAGCCCUCUGCAGCAGCAGCAGCCUACCUCUACACCACCCCGCCGCGCCAGGUCCUCCGCACCGACCAGGACCAGCACUCGUUGUACCACGUGGGUUUGGUUCCCGCGGCGCACGUGUACGUGGGGCUAGAUGAGAAGAAGGCCGCUGCGUCUGGCUAUGCGGCGGGGAGCAGUCCGGUGUUACGGCCCGAGGUGGCUGUCAAGAUGCGGACACACAUAGGGCCCGGGUUGGCGGCGUUCCACGGUAGGAACCGCCCCUUACAGCACCAGUCACAGUCGCAGCAGGGGCAGCAAGGGGGAGAGGGCAAGCGGCAGGGGCUACACAGGGAGGGGCCGGAGACGGCGGCGGCCCGGGCGGGGACCCCUGCCAGCGGCGGCGCAGCGGGUGGUGGCAGCGGCAGCGGCGGUGCGAAGGUACCAAAGUGGCUGAAGCUCGGUGGGAAGUAG